AUGCAGUCCACAACCAAGCUUCGAAAGCAGAACUCUUCAUGCGAUCAGUGUCGCCGGUCAAAGCGACGAUGCGGUAUGCCUGGGGAUGUCUCAUCUGAUGCUGUUCGUACUUGUUUGAACUGUCUGCGCCUUGGCCACAAUUGUACCUUUGACUUUGUCACUUCUCGGAAACCACAGAAGAGACAGAAAACUCCGUGUACUCCAGCACCGAAUGCCGCAGAAUCGGCGGGUAACGGUUCACUCCUUGAUGAUGUGGAAGAGUCGCCUUUUCCCUCUUCGACAUAUCCUGACAUUCCAAAUCCUGUCUCAAAUGCCUCCUUGUGGCAACAACUGUUAGGAUUAGGCACCCCAGCUGGUGACAUGUUUUUGGAGAAUCUUGCCUCGGAAUGGGCCAAGGUUAUGCCUAAUAACCAGAAUACUGAAAAUUCACGUCGGCCGACGGAAUCUUGUGAUACUGUUGUGGUAGCAACAGAAGCAACUGAUCGCCGCGACGAAAAGGCCGUUGCAGCCAGGGGCAGGAACUUGAUAGGCUCAUGGCGAGGAUCUCCAAUUCGCCUCCUCAAUUCGAGUGUUGAACUACUGUUGCUCAACCAGAGCUUGGGCGAGAUAUAUGAAUGCAUGAUGUCUGGAAUUGCCAUCAGAUACCUGGACUACAACUGCAAUCUUUUCGCAGGAUCUUAUCGGUAUUCGUUUGAUGCCGAUUGCCCUGAGCCCGCAAUAUCGGAGCAGGAGUCGACAAAGACCUUGGCCACAACCUAUACAGCUGCAUGGAAACAAAAGACUCCGAGCAGCUCUAUGAACCCUCGGAUUCAAAGCAAACUCUCACUCGAGAUUUUGUCGAGCCAGAUCAACAAGGUUACUAUGAUCGGCAUUGCUAGAUUUCUUGAUAACUUUGGUUCCUUGUAUGGGAAUAUAAUAGACGCAAAGGCGCGGAAACAGAACGAGCGCACCUUGACGGCAGUCUUGCAGGCAUUUGCUCUUCAAUUCGGCCCUUGUCGCCAGGACAAAGAAUCAAGAGACCAUCAACCUAAUCCUUUCGAGACAGCUGGUCAUGUAUCUAGCUUAGACACAUCCUUGGAAGCUUCUACCAGUACAAACACUCCCAUGUUUAUUACUGCCUGGCUAAACGCUUAUGCAUUUCUGGCUGAGCCGCAACAGUGCCGCUCUUUCCUCCGCUUGUAUGCGGUCUUCCUCUUCAUGAUGACUACCAUGCCAUCGGAGGCACAAGUGGACGGGCGUGUCCAUGUUGACGCUCUUGAUAUCCUUGAUGAUGCGCUCAGGCAAAUGCUGGAGUUACGUGAGCUGAUAGACAGCUACUGCUCUCAUCUCGACAAUAUGUCGAUAUACAAAUUCCUCUUCCAAUCGUCCUUCGGCAUCUUUGGCUGGUAUGCAUAUCUGCGAGAUACAAUUGCUUCGGUAUUGAACCCGCGGACAUUCAUCCUUGAUGAUGCGCCUUUGCCAUUAAAAGGUUUACAGUCACCGCCAGCAGCAGUAACCACUGAGACUGCAUGGGGUCAUUUCAAUACUUUUGAUACCGGGGUACCAUCAAGCUGUCAGAACGCUGCUGGUGAUCUUUUCCAUCUCUUUAGACAAGUUGUCAGACUCAGAGAGGCCACUUCUGCAUCAGAAACAAGGUUCGAUGUGAUCAAUCUGCGAGACCGAGUUUAUGAAUCCAUAGCUACGAUGGAGGCGUAUACGUCCUUGUACGGGUCAUGGCUUGAGCAGUGCAUCAUCUCUUUCUAUGUACUCUCGGAAAAGUCCAAACUGUCAUCAGCAUUUCUACUUUUAUUCUGGAACCUUGCACGCUUCCAACUAGUUGAGCAGUUGCAUUUUGCUACGGCCCUUCUUCUUGCCGACGAAAAAUGCCAAAUAUUGGAACGAGCUCAAUUUUUUCAAAGCUCAGCAGUGCACUCUGCCGCCGCUACAGCACGCCGCAUUGUCGACGUCUCAUCCACGGGGCAAUUUAAACUGCUGAAUAGCACACAAGCACGACUACAAUUCAUCUGCCAUCACGCCAAUACAAGCCUGGUUGUCUUGUCCCUCGUUAAAGCCGUAGAACAUACCAUCGAUCUAAAUAUUCCAUCAGGAUGCGGAGAUACGAGUACCUGCAAUCUAUCGACGAGUCUGGAUUCUACUGACCUGUGGAUGGAUGAUGUCAAGCCAAUUUUGACUUGUCUUCUCGCCAUGGGGACAACAAUCUCUGGCUCAUAUACAGCGAGACCAGCGCUACAGCAGCUUAUGCAACAAUACGGUGACAUCCUGAUGGACUGUUGGUCUCAUGAAGAAUCUCUGGAUGUCAUCUGAUGAGAGGGAUAUAGACAUGCGAAGCAGAGGGCCAGGAUCCUUCUCCGUCUCAGACAGAAGGUUAACUGUACCCACUCAACGUUGACAACAUUAUAUCCGUGACACCAGCAGUGACAUAUCAUCAUCAUUGACGCUGACAGCUCUCUGUGAAAGGCGUGUCUGAUGAUGUUUGCUUCAGAAAUGUAUCUCCAGAAAUGUAUCUCUUGUCUGGAAUUUUUGGUGCUUAUUUCAUGUCCAAAAAAAGAGACACCUGCGGAUCCGGAGGCCGAGGUGCUGACUUAGCAGACUCAGGCUCCGAGGCUGAACUCCUACAUCACAAUACUCCU
This is a messenger RNA of Exophiala oligosperma, 2630 nucleotides long. RefSeq lists its product as uncharacterized. Gene Ontology annotation, biological process: regulation of DNA-templated transcription. Gene Ontology annotation, molecular function: DNA-binding transcription factor activity, RNA polymerase II-specific; zinc ion binding. Bases 1 to 2304 code for a protein of 767 amino acids. Lineage: Eukaryota; Fungi; Ascomycota; Eurotiomycetes; Chaetothyriales; Herpotrichiellaceae. The record is from RefSeq and is a predicted model, not a curated record. The transcript has 3 exons.